GUGGGUAUUUUAGGUCAUUUAUAUCUAUAAAUAGUGUAAAAAGCUUUUAUUUUGUAGCUGUACAUAUGCUUUUGUUUUGAAGCGUCGUGGGAGACUUUUAUUUUGAAGAGGUGUGAAGGGCAGGGCGCUGACUUCCGCCUGGCCGAAGACAGCAGCGGCAGCGGCGGCGGCGGAGCUGAGAUCAGGGCGGAUUCACCGAGUCUGGAGAAACAUGGACAGUCAAGGCAGAAAAGUGGUGGUGUGUGACAACGGGACCGGGUUUGUGAAGUGUGGAUAUGCCGGCUCUAAUUUCCCAGAGCACAUUUUUCCAGCUCUGGUGGGGAGACCGAUCAUCCGCUCCACUGCCAAAGUGGGAAACAUCGAGAUCAAGGACCUAAUGGUGGGUGACGAGGCGAGCGAGCUGCGCUCCAUGCUGGAGGUGAACUACCCGAUGGAGAACGGGAUCGUGAGGAACUGGGACGAUAUGAAGCACCUGUGGGACUACACUUUCGGCCCCGAGAAGCUCAACAUCGACUCGCGGAACUGCAAGAUCCUGCUAACGGAGCCGCCCAUGAACCCCACCAAGAACCGAGAGAAGAUCAUCGAGGUGAUGUUUGAGACCUAUCAGUUCUCAGGCGUUUAUAUCGCCAUCCAGGCCGUGCUCACUCUUUACGCGCAAGGUCUGCUGACGGGUGUGGUGGUGGACUCUGGUGACGGUGUCACUCAUAUCUGUCCAGUGUACGAAGGCUUUUCUCUUCCUCAUCUCACGCGUCGUCUGGACAUCGCUGGACGAGACAUCACACGAUACCUCAUCAAGCUGUUGUUGUUGAGGGGUUACGCCUUCAACCACUCGGCAGACUUCGAGACGGUGAGGAUGAUGAAGGAGAAGCUGUGUUACGUGGGCUAUAACAUCGAGCAGGAGCAGAAGCUUGCGCUGGAGACCACCGUGCUGGUGGAGUCCUACACGCUUCCGGACGGCAGAGUGAUUAAAGUGGGCGGCGAGCGGUUCGAGGCUCCAGAGGCUCUGUUCCAGCCUCACCUCAUUAACGUGGAGGGAGUGGGUGUGGCUGAACUGCUUUUCAACACCAUCCAUGCCGCUGACAUCGAUACCAGGGCUGAGUUUUACAAACACAUCGUUUUGUCGGGCGGUUCUACGAUGUAUCCUGGUCUGCCGUCUCGUCUGGAGCGGGAGCUCAAGCAGCUCUACCUGGAGAGAGUCCUGAAGGGAGACGUCGACAAGCUCUCGAAGUUUAAGAUCCGCAUCGAGGAUCCUCCACGGCGUAAACACAUGGUGUUUUUGGGCGGAGCGGUGCUAGCCGACAUCAUGAAGGACAAAGACAACUUCUGGAUGACCAGAGAGGAGUACCAGGAGAAGGGCACACGCGUUCUGGAGAAGCUAGGGGUCACCGUUAGAUAAAUCACACACACAACAUGUAUAUCCCACUCCCAGUCACAGGGUGGCAUUUUGGCAGCGUAAACAGAGAUUUUCGGCAGAUUGAGGACGAGAACAACGAUAUUCAAAUACUUGAAAUUCCUUUGCAAUCCAAAAAAAAGUGCUCGAUGUUUGUUCGACAUUCCAAAUGUAAAGAAUGAGAGAAAAAUGUAAUGAAAUCGAGUGAUUUGCUCACGAAACGACUCGUUUAUGCUGCCAAAAUGAAUCCUCAAGCAAUCCUUCGUGUAUCACCAUAUCAUGACCUGUUUUGAGUCCUGUCUGUCUCAUGAGUUCACAUUGACCCUAACAGAGAGAAAUAUCGAGUAAGAAACAGGAGGAUGUUUAAACAAUAAAAAAAGAUGUAUUUUUCAGGAAAAAAAAGGUUCUUUGGUAAUAAAAUAGUUUUUGUAGUAAGGAUAAAAAUCGCUGCAGCCAAUUUGCUAAUAAAAAAAUGAAAAAUAUAAUUGUGGCCAAUAGUAUCAAACACAUAGACGUACUUCUAAAGGCAGAUUGCUUUUGCCGAAACGUCUAUUUUCUUUCUUUAACUUCCUGUGAUGUCUUUUCCUGUCUGUAAUCUCAGCAUCUGUGCAUUAUUGGAUGCCCUGAAAAUAUAUAGAGAAAAAUGCAGUAGCAACCGGGGCCAACUUCCCUGAAUAGCAUUUAACAGAACAUUUGAAGAGCGUGUUUUUGUCAAAUAAUGUCAUUGAGAGGAGGCUUUGAACGCACUCUUGAUGAGCAGUGUCAUUUUAGUCGUGAGAAUUGGCAUUUGGAAGUCUUUACAUAUAGACUCUCUGUGCAUGUCAUUCCGCCUGCAGUUCCAGGAUCAGUUUAAAGGACCUUCAUAAACAAUAAUAUCAAUAUCAUACUGCAUUUGAAAGGGAAGUGGUAAUGUUUUGCGUACAGUUGUAUCUAGAACCUCAUUUCCGCAAAUAGCUGGGUGAAUCUCAUGAAACAUGUCUGAGUCACAUUUCAUUUCAAAAUCAAAAGAAAGAAAUAAGAAGUUAUAGUUUCCUUUCAUGACAUUCAGCACUAUUUCCCCCAAAUUCUCAUUACCAUUAUGCAGAAAAAUCCCUUGUUUUUAUUUCCAUAAUGCAAAAAGGAAACCUUUUUUUAAUUAUUGAAAUGCAUGCAUGCAUGCAAAAAAAUCGAUACAUAUUGUUGUCAUUACCUUAAUGCUAUUUUUCAAUUGUGUAGUAAUGAAUACUACAUGGUGAGUUUUUUUCUACUAUGUUUAAUGCUGAUUUAAAUGUAAAAAACUAAAUAAUUCAAUUACAGUAUUUGUACUGCAAUACAGUUAAAAUGACACUAGUGAUAAUCUAAUAACCCUUUUGUAGAAUAAUGGGAAUUACACAAUGUCCUGGUGUGUUACUGUAAUGAGAAUUUGGGAGAUGAAUGUGUGUAAUUGUCAAGGAAGUAAUGAUACUAAAAGAGGAUAAUCAAAUAUUAUUUCUGAUUGCUUUUGUGUUUGAUUUGGGGAUUUUUGUGAGACUCACACACGGAGAAUUGGCUAUAAAACCGCACGAGCAGCUGCAGCAGUGCAUUUAGUCGUGGCUCAUGCAUUUUACACACGUGCAUCGUCCAUCCAUGCGGCUUCAUUCCAUUGCAAUAACCCUGCAUCCUUUUCAUCAGCUCAUUUAUUUAGUAUUCGAACGAGUCUAAAUCGUGUUUCGCUGCCCAGACGAGCCUCACGAUUGUUCACUUUGCUAUUUUUUAUGCUUUUGCAUUCAUGUUUUUUCUUUGCUGUUGGUUGUCAGUCAUUUUCAUGUCCGAGUCGAGUUGCAUCUAACAGUCUGGGAACGAAGGGCCUCGCUGACGCCCGAUGGGUGUUUCUGGGUCAGGCGCUUCAUUCCCAGACCGAAGGCACCUGUGAUGUAACGGUUUACUGCCUAUUUGUAAUAUGAAUGACAUGAUGAUGGUAUUGUUACUGAUGAUGAUAAUUUUAGUGUUUGUAGUCGUGACAGCCGUUUGGAAGCUGGAUCAGUGAUGUUUCUGUGUUUAUACACACUCGCACAUGGAACAAACUAAACGACGACUCCAUUGAUUUCACUCACACGCUUUCUUCCUGUGCCAAGUUUGGGUAUUGUAGUCAUUUUGUUUGUUUGUUUGUUUUCUGCUUUUGGUUUUUGUUUCAUUUGUAGCAUACUGCCAGACCAUUGAUUUAAAUAAAGAAAAUUGAUUUAUAACUCAAUGGUAAAAGUGAGUCUUUUAAGCAGACUGAAGCCAGUGCGCGUGUGUGUGUGUGUGCAUGUUAGAGAGAGAACAUGUGCAUGUUAGUUUUUUUCAUAUGUGACCUGUAACUAUGGAAGCGCACAAGGAAUUGCCACCCAUCUAUGUUACCAUGGAGAUGUGCUGUACACAUGCAGUGUAUUUUCUUUCAGUUCAUCUCUUAGAGCUGUAAUUUACAGUACCAGCCUCAGAC
Sinocyclocheilus grahami is the source of this 3830-nucleotide messenger RNA. Its product is annotated as actin-related protein 2-A. The transcript is spliced from 10 exons. NCBI's taxonomy places the organism in Eukaryota, Metazoa, Chordata, Actinopteri, Cypriniformes, Cyprinidae. Bases 212 to 1396 code for a protein of 394 amino acids. The record is from RefSeq and is a predicted model, not a curated record.